AAGCAGAUCUUAGGCAGCAAUAAGUCUAGCACACUUCUUAGCUUAGGACUUCUUAGCUCUAUUUUAGCGGAUUUGGGCAGGUACUUGGAAGCGGAAUCAAUGCACAGGCAGACGCUGGCGACCAGUGAAAAGGUGCUUGGUGUCGACUAUCUGGACAGCCAAGGUAAGUACUUGGAGGCGGAAUCGAUGCACAGGCAGACGUUGGCGACGCGUGAGAGGGUGCUUAGUGUUGACCAUCCUUCCACGCUGGCGACCAUAAACAACUUGGCAGGAGUGCUGGACAGCCAAGGCAAGUACUUGGAGGCGGAAUCGAUGCACAGGCAGACGCUGGCGACCAGUGAGAAGGUGCUUGGUGUUGACUAUCCGGACACGCUGACGAGCGUGUACUGCCUCGCUCAUCUUCUUGCAAGUCGCCAUCGCUAUGAUGAAUCUACUGCGCUUUACAAAAGAGCAUGCGCUGGCUACAAUACCACUCUCGGGGAGGACCAUCCAACUACCCAUGCAUGUCACGAGCACUAUGCGCAGGUGCUUGUGGCUCAACCACAAGACUCGCCUAAAAUUACUCCAGACAUUACACCUAAUAGCGCAAGCAGACAAAGCGCGAAUAGAUCAUAA
This is a messenger RNA of Lindgomyces ingoldianus, 615 nucleotides long. RefSeq lists its product as uncharacterized. Gene Ontology annotation, cellular component: cytoplasm; kinesin complex; membrane-bounded organelle. Gene Ontology annotation, molecular function: kinesin binding. The annotation marks the transcript as partial. The record is from RefSeq and is a predicted model, not a curated record. Gene Ontology annotation, biological process: microtubule-based movement. Lineage: Eukaryota; Fungi; Ascomycota; Dothideomycetes; Pleosporales; Lindgomycetaceae. The transcript has a single exon.